AUUAAUUGUUGAUCCCAUCAUGGAAUUGGAGGUUGAUUUGGGUGCUAUACAAAGUGAGGAAUUGCUAAGGAAAAUGUGGCAGCAAUCCGAGGACAGUGAACGCAAGAAGCAAAUACGAUCGCAUCUUUACAAGUUACGCGAAUCACGUUUGAGGAAUUUAUAUAGACACGAUCAGUUAGCGGCGGACAUAAUGUCGGAGCCCAAUUCAAACACUUUGGCUGGAUCGUAUGGCAAGGAUCCAUUGGCCACCAGUCAUGGCGAUGCCUUGCUGGAUCAGAAUUUUCAGAGUCUCAAGUCGAAGGAGGUGCGCGAUUCAAUGAGUCCAACACACGAGAUCAAGUUUCACUCGAUGAGCCUAACCCAACCGAAUACAACCGGAUGGGAUGUGCAGACCUCAUCGGAGGUUAGUCCCGAUGGACGAGCCUAUCGCACGGAAACAUUGGCCAAGACAGACGGUGUUGAAAAGCUCAAUGGUGGCGGCAUUGCGGAAUUUAAGGGUCGCAACGAGCAGCGUUCGAGUGCCUCGCAUCAGGGCGAUGACAAGAACUUUGUUAAGAAGGCCUCGGAGAGCUCCAGCACUCAAUUGCAAGAAAAUGUUGUCUUUGGUGACGACACAAGCGGUCGCACCGAAAUGAAGAUGAGCUCAACAACAUCGUCUUCCACAUCCAAGGUGGUUUCAUCAUCAUCAUCCUCGACGGUCGAGUAUGGUAAUGGUGAUGAUAACUCUCCGCGUUAUUUGCUAAAUGAACAGGCCACUCCUAGUCGUAACCCUCAUCAUCAGCAGCAGCAGCAGCAGCAACAAUAUAAUCAGCAGUUACAUCAACAGCAACAACAGCGAGAUUGGGAAGAACACCAGCGUAUCCAGGAGCAACGCAUCCAGGAACAGCGUCAUCAAGAACAUCGCCAGCAGGAGCAACUACGUCAGCAGGAGCAACUACGUCAGCAGGAGGAACGUUACUCUGAAAGCCGUGAGCAAUCCAACAGUACCAAGAACGUUUCCACCCAACAACACUAUGAGGAAAAUAAGCGCUAUGUAGACAUGGACAAGGCAUCACCCGAAUAUCAGCGUCAUGUCCAACAUCUUAUGGCUCAACCGGGUGAGAUUAUCUCGAAUACUGUGGAGUACCCCAAGCCGAAUGUGAAAAUGAUUACAACCGUGAAACGUUUGCCCGAUGGCACCAUUGUCAAGAACAAGCGCUAUGAGACCGAACAGUUGUCCCCAACAAAGGAGACGGCCGGACCACGUGAUCACCCUCGUGAUAUGGUGGAUAGUGCUGCGCCAACAGUUCGUCGUCGUCCAUCGGGCAACGAGGUGGAUGAGCAUGUUACCCAGUCGCAAAGUUUCUCUUCUGUCAAGAAGUCGAGUCGUCGUUUUUCCACAGAAACCACUUCGGAGACCAUUCAGGAAACCCACGAUGAUCGUGAGCAUGAGCAGCCAAGGCAGCAAAUUAAAGCUCCAUCGCCAGGUCGUCAGGAUUUUAGCACUCAGGGGUUUCCAUCGGUGAGACCGAAUAAGCCCACUCAAGAGUUUCAGGGUCAACGACCUUCAACCCCUCAGUCGCCACGUCAACAACCAACGACAAACUCCUUUUCCACACACGGAUUUCCCUCGGUGAAACCCAAUAUUGCCACACAGGAGUAUCCCAGUCAGCGGCCAUCUAGUGCCCUGAGCGGUGAAGAGGUCAUUGUGGUGAAAUCUGAGAAGAGUCGUAAUGUCAAGCAGCACACGAGCUCAGAGCAUACAAUUGAAACGGAAUAUGCUGGCGAUGAUCAGCCUCAGGCUCCCUCGUCGAUCCGAUCGAAACCACAGGCUCAAUUAAGGGCAUCAACCCCCAGCUGGGAGCAAGCGCCGGCAAGUCCAAGACGUUCAGAUGUACGCGAAGAUUUCAGCACUCAUGGCUUUCCAUCCGUACGUUCGGAUCAGACGGAUGGCGAGGUAAUCCAUCAUGUCACCAAGACGGUAAGUCGUAAUCACAGCGCCACGCAUAAGACCAAUGCAGAGCGUGUCAUUGAGACCGAGGUGGAGGAGCCCGAGCAGCAGCAGCGUCGCCGACCACAGCAGCUAAAUGCCCCCAACAAGGCACAAUACACUGGACCCCGGUCACCCACACGUCGCUCACCGACACGCAAGCCAAGUGGCCAAGCCUCACCGUCGGCACCAGGCCAGACCAAUCGAUCGGGUCGCCCUGGAUCAGAGUCCACGACAAGUACAACUUCUUCAACGGUGACGCGUCGCCAAUUGCAAAAGGAGCGGGAAGUUGAUGCCGCGCAUCGCGCCUUUGCCGCUUCUCUGCGCAGUAGCUCACCAGCGGAAAGCAACAUCUCCGUUGGAUCACAUUCCACGCAUCCACGACGCGAUAGUGGACGCGACUCGGCAGAGCCACAGCGUUUGACGCCACGCUCGAGCAUCUCCUCAAGCCGUACAUAUCGCCGUGAUGCGCGCGAGGGCUCCCAUGACAGUCAUGCCCCGUCCGAAUCGAGUCGCAUUAGCUCGACGACGGUGACACGCCAUGCCGCGCCAGCCAGCCACGUUACCACCACCAGCACCACCAAAAGUGUGGGUAAAAACGUUGUUACCAAGCAGCAGCAGCAGCAUCACACUGUUGUGAAAUCCCGUAAUGUGCAAGGUUCUAACGAAACAAUUGAUCUUAUGCCGCAGCGUUUGCAAAAAUCCCCGUCUCCGACGAGCGGAACGACCAAAAUAACGACCACUAAAACGACAACAACCACUCAAGUAACGGCUCCUUCCCCUGCACCGGCACCGGCAACGGCAUCGGCAUCGGCACCAACUAAACCAUCAGAGGCACCAUUAGCCAGUCCAUCAGUCGGCAGUAAUGAACCGUCCAAAGUCCCAGAUAACAACCUAUCACAGUAUACGUAUACUACUACUAAGCCAGGCGAUAUAUUCUCUUUGCCACCUACUUCUCCUACUUCUACUAUUAACAACAACAACAAUGAACCAACUAUAACUACAACUACAACUACAAUCCCAAAAAGAACCAACAACAACAACAAGAACACACCACUAACCACCUCCAAGAACAGCCAGAACUCCGACACCACCGAAACAAUCAUUAAAACAAAGCUGAGCACAAAUGAAGCUACCUCAACAGCUGCCCCUGUGGAAGAGCCACCGUGCGUUAAGCGACACUACUAUAAGGUCGGUCCGUCCGUUAAGGAGGUCCCAGAUCCGGUUCCGGUUCCGGUAACGAAUGCAACAGCGGUGACAAGUUCAGAGACCGUUGCAAAGCCCAAAGAACGCCCUAGCAGCAGGCCCAGCAUCGAUGAGGAUGGCCCAGUCAGGCUCAGCUCGAAAUCCAAGUCGCCGAGCAUCGAACGUCGACCUGUGCAGCGCGAAACAACUUUUGAAAGUCCCAAGAAGCGUCCAGAGGAUGUUUCGUUCAUCAAUGAGCAGGAAACUGUGAUUCGGGUGACCACCACAAACAGCGAGGUGAGAGACAAGUCUGGCAGUCCAUUGCCUCGCCCUCGUUCACGUCCAGGUAGUCCCGAAAAACAACCCACCCAAGAGUUGCCACGUUCUGUCAGUCCUGAGAAAACAAAGCCAACAACCCAAAAUAUCGACAGGGCUCAGUCACCAGCAGGACACAGCAGCCCAGUGCCGAGGCGUUCCAAGGAUUUUUCAGGUCCAAACACUCUCGAAAAGCCCCAUUCACGUCAACAAGUGCCGGCUUAUGCUGAAACGGUUGAGUUAACAAGUCAAACUAAGCAAAAAACGCUCGAAAAAGUCCAACCAGAUCGAGAAAGUCCUAUUCGUGGCCCAACAGACCGAAAAUCCAAAAGCCCUGAGAAAAUUUUGACGGAAAAACCCAAGACACAAUCGCCAAGAGUGAGUUCGGAACGAGUAAUUCAAAUUUCAGACAAUCGCAAACCAACGGAAACGGAGGAGGACACUCUAUUCCGUACUACCAUAAACGAAACCAUUAAGACCACAACGAAAAAUCUAAACGAAGAGUUUAUAACGAACGAGCGUCAGAGUCAGCCCCAGCCCCAGUCCAAAACCCACCCAACAGAGACACCAAAACCCAAUUUGGAAGAGGCUCCAGAAAGCCCCGAUGGCGGUUUCUACUCAAAGAGUCCAAAUCCUGAACCUGAAAGUGAGCCAGCUAAACCUACUUACCGGAAAAAGGGUCUAACCCGUAGAGAAACUUUUGAGGAUCGUUGUCGCAAAAUCUUAGGCAUGGAAGAAGAUGGCGAUACACAGGGUAACUAUACAGCGAAACCCAAUAAUGAUGAAAGUGAUGACGAUGGUGUUGAUGAUGAUGAUGAAGAGACAACCAGCGAAGUGGUGGAACAAACCGAGACGGAAACUAUACAGGUAAAAGUUGAAGAUUGUCUGGAUGAUGAUGAUGAUGAAGAUAAGGCUCGUCGUGUGACAGAGACAUUUGUCGUGCGUACUCAGCCAAUUAUCAAGAUUGAGGAUGAUCAACCUCAACUUAGUGAGGUGACAGUGGAAUUAGUCAGUGAGCCUGAAGAAUUGAUGGAACCAUCACAAAAAACCAUUGAUAAUACCGAAGAGAUGACCAUCAAUGAAGAAACGACAAUUGUUAUCAAUAAACGUCCCUCAAAGUCACCAUCAGUGGAGCGUAAGGCUCCGGCUCCGGCACCGUCUUUAGUGCAGCCAAGUUCAGUUCCAAGAAGCCCCUCGCCAGGGACAAGUUUCGUGGCAAAAAAGGUUAUCAGCACAGAUAAAACCGUUGUAGAAAAGAGCACCAAAUCUUUGCCUGAUAAAAAACAACCUAGUGAUUUGCGAUCCACAAAUGUCACUAAGAUUCCCUUGGAAAGCAAACCAUCUACCAUGAAGAAGCAGCCAUACGAUGAUGAGCCAAACCAGAGCGAACCCAAAAUGAAGACCCCCACUGAGAGACGUAACUCACGAAAUACAUCGACAACAAGCACUUCGACUACUAGUACAUCGACCAAAACUUCGUCGGUUAAGCAAACUGCAUUGAAGGAACCGCAACCAACUACAACCCCCUCCAAAGGUCCCAGCGCUAGGAGCCCACGCAAGGAAUCUUUGCCAAGGCGAGAAACCGCCAAGCGUGACUCUGUAGUAGAAGAGACACGCACGAAUACUAAAACAAAGUCAUCAGUCACAAAACCGAACGAAUUAAGCCCCUUGCCCUCAUCGAUCAAGGAUCGUCUUCGCUCUUCGCCUCGCAAACAGAGACCCCAAAUAUCCGACAACGUGGAUGGAGAAUCUUCUUCACCCGAUGGUAGUCCGACACGUCCAGCAACCACGGAACGUCGCCGAUCCAGUAACAUUUCCGUACACACUGAGAUCAUCAUAGAUCACACGGCUCCCAAGACACCCUCACCACGAGUUGAGCGAAAAUCCGUAUCGAAAGUCAAUCCAACACGUAAACCAUUCCCAGUCGUUGAGCGGAAAGAGUCAGCACCAGUGCCGCGGGUUACCAAACGUGACAAGGACAAGGUGACUCGUUCCACCAGCGAAAAUGUGAUCAAAGUGGUAAAUGGCAAACCAAGUAAGCCGACUGUGGAAAUGAGCACAUUGCGCCCUCAUACAAACCGCACCACAAAGUGCUUUACCACAAAGACCAUCAACUUAUCGGAACAGAUCAGCAAUAACGAGCUGGAUAUGGAGAAUGUCAUUAUCGAUAUACAACAGGCGAAGAGCUCGAGAGAACCAUCACCGGAUCGCAUAGUGCCAACACCAGUGCCAGCCGAACUGGACACUGGUAAGCCCCGUUAUCCGGAUGUUGUCCAAGAGCCAGAGGAUGAGCCCCGUAAGAAACCCAUUGUCACCAAUAUACCAAUCUUCGAGGAAGAGGCCAAUUCAUAUGUGGGCUAUCAGAUAUCUGAGUUGCGUACCUCCAAUGGCAUCGAAGAUGAUAUACUAGAUAACCCCACUGUGGAGGCUCCUCAAAGUUUGGAUUAUCCCACCAGCAGUAGCCGUAAUACCAUCGUAAAUGACAUCGUUGAGGACGAAUGCCUGCUGAGUGUGCAUGAGAAGGUAUCCAAAUUUACGCACUCCGCCGAGCAGGUGAAGCAACCGAAAUCCUCGACACCUUUUACUCGUCAGUUCGAUGAACAUACCAAGGUGUCGGCAAGUGAUGAGUGUUUGCUUUCGAUCAAUCAAAAGGUGGAUAAGUUUUUGAAGACAGCGGAGAAUAUAACCAAGCAACCGAUAACACCGACUCGUGACAUAGAGCGUCCGAAUUAUGAGGACCUGGACGAUGAGUUGCGUCAAGAUGACUGCACCUUGAGUGUCUCACAAAAGGUAUACAAAUUCAUUGAUACUGCCGAGAAAUUGGCACCCACUGUACCACAAAAGUCACCCGGAUUGGUGGCUAACAUUGAGCGUCAUAUAUCCAGACAGAGUGAACCCGAAUUGGAAGACGAAUCAGAGCCAGAGAAUCCAAUAGAUUCUGAUACAGAUGUAGAAAAGAAAAGUCCGCUCGAUGAAGAGGAACUUACGCCCAUGUCCAAGAAUCAUACGACAGCCUUAGAGCUGAAGCGGCAAAAGGAUAUUCUCAAUCGUCCAUCAGUAUUUGGCAAAACGCAGCCGCAGCCGAGUAAACCUCGUAGUAAUCCAACCACUGCUUUUAUCAAUGAAGAGCGCAAAUCUCAGAGUGUAAAUCAACGGACAUCAACAACAACAACCAGGCAAACAACUAGUCCUUCAAAGUCACCAAGUCGCUCUACACGUCCUUCGCUUGCCCAAACCCGUCCCAAGCAACCAACCCAAGUCAGUGCCACAGAUUCGGGAAGGGACACCAAGAGCCCAACAAAGCAAAUGGAGCAUAUAAGCCAACAACAAUGGGUUCACAAUGAUGUAGAUAUCGAGGUAGAGGAGGUGGGACCUGCUCCCGGUGCUUAUAAGGUGCCCUCAAAACCCCAAGCCAAAUCGCCAUCCCUUUCACCAUCGCCGUCGCCAUCGCCAACGCGAUCGCGACCAUCGUCCUCUCGUACUGCUAGCAAGACCAACUCCACCGUAGUUAAAACCACCUCCUCCACCACUGAGCACCACAACACCAGCACCACCAUGCAUACCCCAACUAACCAACAACAACAACAACCACAGGCCAGACCCAGCCAUAGCCCCAGUCCUUGUUCCAGUUCUCCAGUUGACCAUAAAAUUGACUCACUUCCAGGCCAGGUUAAGCCAACACGUUCCAGCACGGUGGCCUCACGUCGAAAUGUCUUUGAAAAGGCUUCAUCGCCAUCGCCAAGACCAACUAGUCCAAGCACAGAGCCCAAUGGACGUCGUCCUUCCUACAUGGAUCACACUAAAAGUUCUCUGGAACACAUACGUCGUGAUUCUUUGGAAAUUAACAAGACCCAUUAUUCACGCAAAUCCUCCAUUGAGGACGAACCCAACGGUGAGCCACGUAAUCCGAAUACAUCUGUUAAAUUCGAUGUGCCCACUAAGCGGCAAUCCACCAAGACGUCUAGUAGCAUCAGUGAAGGGGUCAAACAGAUCGAUUUGGAAAUCGAAGAGAUAUUCGAUCUGCAGAUCUUGGAACAACUUUUAGAGACCGUAACCAGUUACGAGUUGCGUCGUCGUAUACGAGCUCAGAUGCGUUUGAUCAGAAAGAAUAUGAUCAAUGCUGGAACGACAACAACAACAGCAACGACCACUACCACAACGAGCAAGACCAGCAGCCUAACAUCAUCUCCCAGUGCUGGCCGUAGUCCCUUGCCCUCUCGUCGUGAACCACAGCCACGUGAUCGUAGUCACAGUCCCGAAGGCAAGGCGACCCUUAAGGUGCGAACCAAUAGCAAUCGCUUGCAAUCCCGAACUUCGGAGCAAGUAGAUAUCAAUAGCCUACAAGGCAAGCCACCAGUCAAACCCCGGGAACGUAGUGCUAGUCCAGCCCAAAGUCGACCAGCUACCGACACAAUAACAACCACUACCACGACGAGAACAACCACCAAAUCCCGCAAUGGUCCAUCAACAUCAUCACCAACGCCCGAAAGGCGUUCCAGCAAGCCCAGCAGCAGUGGACCCAUUUGGGCUGAUCGUAGUAAAGUACUACGGGGUCACAGUAACCCCGUAACCUCUCAGUCACCAACUUCAGUGCGCAAGAGUUCCACCUCAAGUACGACCAGUAGCAGUAGCAAGGUUACACGUACCCAAAUGGCAACGAGUUCCACCAGUACCACCAGUUCCAGUACCACCAAGAAGAACAACAAUCGUGAAGAAGAUUCCAUAACUUCUAGCUAUGGCGUUGGGCCUACAGAUGAGAACGGUUUGCCUGUUUUUGGAUUACGAGCACUCAAGAAGAAGACCCAACCGGUGCCCUGUGAGACCAAAGAAGAAGUCACAGGUUAUGUCAUUGAAGAGAAAUUUUACUCCGACAGCAAAUCUCCGCCACGUCAUGAGCGCAAGGAACUUCAUUAUUCCACCAAUGCCGAUGAAUUGUCCAAGCUUCAGACACAAUUGGAACGCAAGUCCUCAAAUGAUUCUUCAUCCCAUGCCAUUAUCACACGAGAGUUUGAGAAGAUUGAACCACCAAGUGAUACCAAGUAUGUGCGACGCGGAUCGGUUAAGGAACUAAGUGAGAAAUUCAUACAGAAAGAGUCAACGACAUCUCAUGUCGAAAUGCCCGACACGGAGACGGAAGAUAGUGAAUCGAAUGAGGUUUGCAGUGUCAUUGAAGUCGAAACACCAGCCCAAUUGAGACACAAAGAGCGUUCAAGCUCUACAUUCAGCUCGAAUUCCACGAGCACACGAUCACAAAAUACACGUUCUUUUUUGAAUACCAAAGGAGAGGAACGUCUGGUAACUGGGGUGAAUGAUGUCCUAGAUCGUAUGCGUAAUGCCGAUAAUGUGAUUGAACCUGGUGAUUCUAACGAGGAUCGUGAGGCACGGGCUUUGCUUAAUAAAUUCCUUGGGGCAAGUGUUUUGAUGCAGGGCGUGGAGAGUAUGUUGCCACCCGGCACCACCACCAGCAGCAGCACCACCACCACCAGCACCGCCGGUCAACGUCAGAAUAGCCAAGCGGUGAAAACCACGCGCAUUACCAAUACCUACAGCAAAUCAGGUAGUAGUAGUACUACCAAUAGCAACAACAACAACAACAAUAAGAACAGCUCCUCAUCACCAGUUCUACGUACAACUUGUGACAUCGAGGACAUUUGGGACGAACAAGUGCUUAAGCAAUUGCUGGAACAGGCCUCCAAUUACGAGGAGCGUCGCAAGAUCCGUGCACGCCUACGCGAACUUAUGGCGGAACGUGAAGACAAAAAGGCAGGCAAUAUAGCCUCUGCCAAAAAGCAGGAGGAAGCCGAGGAAAGCAGCGCCAGUGAGUAUGAGGAGAUAAUCGAAGAAGUCACCGAUUAUAGCGACGACGACGACGUCGACGAGGAAGAGCAAACAGCAAAAGAGGUGAAAGAUUCCAAAAAGGACGACAAAGACGUCAAGGAAAAGCAACAACAAUUGGCUAAGACAAUUGAAUCAAAGACAAAUACCACUCAAAGCAAAUCGGUACAAAAAGUUGAACAAAAAUUAGCCAAAGUUGAGUUGGAAAGCAAACAAGAGACGGUCGUUGACGGACAUACUCAAGUGCAGGAGGUCAAGCAGGGUGAGUCCCUGUCAGCAUCUGCAACUGCAACAGCAACAGAAACAAGUGCAGCAACAACACCAAGUAGUAGUCUUAGCAGUAGGAAAUUUAGUAGCCAGGUUAGCCAAAAACUUAGAACCAGGGACAAAGCGAAAGCAGACACAAUGCCAACGGGGGAAGCAUUGUCUACAGGAACAGGGUCAACAGGAACUCCGCAAGUGACAAGACUGAGUGUGCCUCAAAAGGAGGAUUCGGGUACUGAGAGUGGUGAGGAUUUGCGUUUACUGGCCGCCGGUUUACGUGAUACUCUUCAGCAGCGCAGCAGUGGCGAUGCCAGCGACGCCAAUCGUUCGCUUGUCGAGGAGGUAACAGAUGCCCUUAGUCGAUUGGAGUGCUCAUUGAAACAGGGCAAGGAAUUGGCCGUCGACGGGGGGCAACGUCAAGCUCUAUUGGGACUUGUGGCUCGCCUGCAAACAGGUCUCAGUGCACCAGAGAAAUUGCCCAGCGAUGUUGAGAAUAGUUUACCAUCAGGAACACACCAACAGCAACAAGAUGUCGAUCAGUCUCCACCAAGUCCAGAGCCGGAUCAAUCGGGCAGUCGGCAGCAGCGUUUCGCCAAACGUCGUCAACGGAAUAGUCGAUACACUGUUGGUGUGAGUCGCGAGGAAUUGGCCGAUGCGCGUCGUUACAUGGAGGACAUGUUAAUGUUGGAUAAUAAGAAGAGUUUUGUGCCGCUGGAAAAGAAUGCCAGUUCAAGUGCCAUACAGCCGGGCUUACAGCUAUAUAGACCCAAUCAGUUUGUGUCUAAUCAACAGGGAAGUGCCGUCCCCCCAACAGCAACAACAGCGCAACAAGGAACACAUCUGAAACCAUCGACUGCCGGAAAUAAUAGAAGACCUCUCUCCGGUGAUUAUGCCGUCAGUUUCGCCAGCUAUACAAACGAUCAGGCCCAUCAGAAUCAAGUGGAAGAGACGACAAAUGCUAGAGAUGGAUCCAAUAAUCGUUUCAAUGGUGCGAGAAAACAGCUAAUGAAAAGAGCCAACACCAUUGACAUACCCAAAGCUAAGGCCAAGUAUAUGGCGGAUUGUGAUAGCGAUUCGGACGCAGAAUUGGAUGAGGGUCCACAUUUGGGUCUCAAGCGUACGGUUCAGGUCAGUGUGAAGCGUCGUGUACAUAAUGCAGUGCCACCGUUUGAGCCCAAGACGGAGAAUGAUCACAAGUUUUUGGCCUUUAUCAACAAACAGAGCCAUCAGAGUGGUCUGGGCUGGGGUGGUGGUGGUGGUUCAUCGCGUAGUGUUUCGAAUUGGACCCAUAAGUUUGGUAACAUCAAGCAUACAUUCGAGACUGGAGCGGCGGCUCAGGCCACAAAGGGUAAGCCACCGCAGGCACCAAGUCAUGUGCCAGGUUGGGCUAAACAGGAGCAUCAACAGCAGCAGCGCGAGCAAAUGCAACGCGAACAAAUGCAGCGAGAGAAACUGCAACGAGAACAUGCCCAACGCAAGCAAUUGCAGCGAGAGCAUUACCAAAAGGAGCAACUACACCGUGAACAAUUGCAACGAGAGCAGCUGCAACGAGAGCAAUUGCAUCGUGAACAAUUGCAGCGUGAGAAACUGCAGCAUGAACAAUUGCAACGUGAGCAAUUACAUCGCGAACAAUUGCAACGAGAACAAUUGCAGCGAGAACAAUUGCAUCGAGAACAAUCACAGCGAGAGCAACUCCAACGAGACCAACACCAACGAGAACUGGAACAAUCUGCUGCCGCACAAGCUCAGGCCCAGGCCCUGGCUGAACGCCAGCGUCGGCAGGAGCUCGAGAGACAGCUUUGUCUCGAACAGGAGGCCAGAUUCGAACGCGAACAGCGUGCUCGCCUCGAGCGAGAGUAUUACGAGAAGCAACUGGAGAUACAGCAUCUCGAGCGUCAACAGCAACUGGAUCGACAGCGCAAGCAUCAAGAGCAAAUGGAACUGCAGCGUCGUCAGGAAAUGGAAUUGCGACUCCAACAGCAAAAGGCAGCGCCACUCAAUCACUUUAUACACGCUCCCCAAUCCGUUUUCCGGCCCAUCGAGCAUGAUCAGGUGCCGGCACCAAGCAUCUUCAAGCCCAUCGCCCAAAAGCAUGGCGCUCAACCAGCCACAUGGCAACCGCCUUCAACCCAAGCCAAAACGGGCAAACAUUUGCAAGCGCCCGGAAGAUUGCAUUCGUACAAUAGCAAUACGCCGUCCCCCUCAUCGACAGCGACAUCGCCCAUUGGCCUGCCCUGGGUGGCCAAGCCCAAGGUGGACAACAGUGACUUUAGGCGCAAGGCUCAUCACUUUGAGGAGCGUUCGCUAAGAGACAAUCUUGAGCAGCAGCAGCAGCAGCAGAACGUUCAUCAUGCGCCCAACACUUAUUUGCAACGUCACAACUCACUGCGCUCGAAAUCGCCACCGCCCACUGUUUACACUGAAUUCAGGAAACGUCCAUCCUUGCCCAAUGCCAUGGAUCCAAGUGGUGCCAGCUAUCAAGCGACAACGGCGGCGGCACCGCCUCCUCCGCCACCCACCAAUAUCUCAUUCACGUACGCAGACUUUCCGCCAGUGCGUAGACAUCAGGGACACUAUAAUAAUAAUUACCGAAGUCAGCCCUGCCUGCCGAGUGCUGUGGCCGAUCAGGCUGAUCCACUUACCAAUCCAUUGGCAGCGCCACUGGUAUUAACCACAUCGAAUCCAACAUAUUUACCACCUACUUCCACGCAUCACACCGCCUACGAUACAUCGGCAUCGUAUCAUCCACAUAACAAUAAUGUGAUCGAUGUGGACAGCUCGCCGACAAGUCCAACCAGUUUCCUUACAGUGCCCGCCAUGACGGACAACACAGACGAUGAUCUCGACAUGGAUUCGGAUAACAAUAUGCUCGAGUAUCGAGUGGAGACCAAAGUGAUGCGAAAGCCAAAAAGUCUAACCGCUGUCCGAGUGGCUGAUCGUCGCACAGCCCAUAUGAGUGAUGACGAGGUCUUCGGAAGGAAUUCCCGGGCAGCCAAGUCGCUGCUCUACACCAUGAAGAAUCUGAGUGGUGCACCGGAAACUGAACGCCCACCACCAACAUCAGCACCACAGACAUCAUCUGUAUUAAAUAGAGGCCGAAUCGAAGCGAAACCUCAAUCCAUGACAGCGCCAAAUUCACCAAAGCCCGGAUGCCUCUCACCCGAUGGUCGGCAGUAUCAGGCACCACUUGUGGAACCACUAUUCCCCAAGCUGACCAACUAUGAGGCGAAUCGACAACCUCAUUAUGCAUCAAUUCCAUCGAUUCCUGUCAGCAUCAACUAUCAGGCGAAUCCCACAUACACUCCACCAACGCCUCCCGUGCAGCAACCACCACGUCCAGCCACCGACAAUGGCUAUCUGGGCGAGACACACACCUCUUAUGUGGUCACCUAUCCAUUGGAUGAUUCGGCCGAUGAACUAGAGUCAUCGGUUAGUCAACGUCUGCGACGAACAUCAGAGCGUUCCAAUGCCAGUUCAUCACUGUCCCUGCCAUCGGCUAGCACUAGCUGGACAGCCAAUCCCGUGCACAAGCAACCGGCCCCAGUGGCCCCAGUGCCACCUCUUGUGGAUCGCAGUAAUAAGCCGCAAUUGGCUCCAAAGCCCGAGAUUCCCAUACAUCAAGCGCCCUCGGGACGUCCAAGAUUAAGUAUACGCAGUCACACCAUUGGCGAGACAACAACCAGCAGCAGCACCACACCAAUGCGUCCUCAAGCGCCCAUGUUACGCCAGUCAGCCAUUAUAGAUUCAACGCCAGCACCAGCGCCACUUAAGAAUCGAGUGAUGUCCCAACAAUCGCUGCAAUCGACUUCUGCCCUCCAGAGCCAUCAUCAACAACAGCAACUGCGUAAGGAUCAACAACAUUUGAGUGAGCUGCGACGCAAAAGUUUGGGCAAUGUACUCGAACAUCGUGGCCUGACUUACUAUGAACAUCAGCAGAUGCAGGAAUACAAGUCAUCUGCUCCUGCAGAUACUCCAGACAUAGUAAAGUCAUCGCUGCCUAAAGAGAAUGCUCCAUUGUUAAAGAAAUUUGGACCACCGCAGAGACAUCAUUAUGUGCCCAAUGCCUAUCAGAGUCCACAAUUGAAAAACAGCAGCAGCAGCCAGGUGACCACAACAACAACAACCAUACAACAUGAGGUAGUCCAUCAGCAGCAGCAGCAGCAGCAGAAACCUAGCAUAGUUGAGACACCUGCCACACCUCAACCUCAGCCAGCUGAUCUGCCACCUGAAGAGCAAAUUCCACGCAAUAUAGUCUUUAAUAAUGUCAGUGCAUUCAGCUCUAUGAGUAGACGCAGUCAGGAGGACGAACAGCAGCAGCAAGGAGGAGGGGGAGGUUCACGUAUCAAUCGACUUAGCAAAUGUGAUUCAUGGACACAAAUAUGCCAGCAACAGCAGCAGCAAAGCAAUGUGAAUCCAAGCAAAUACAAUCAAGCUCCACCUGGAGGAGAAUUGAGACGUUCAAAGUCAGGACAUACGCUCGCUGUGCCCAAACUCUAUGAGGCUGGCAUUGACAAGUCCCAAGUGACGGAGAAGCAGCGCACAGUGGCUGCCUAUUUUUCGGGACAAAAAUCACCCACAGGUGGUGCUGGUGGUGCUGGUGGUGCGGUGGUGGAUGAAAUGCGCACACUGACUGCAAGCACGAGUUCACGAAAAUCGGCCAUCAAUCGAACAAAGACCAGCGAGAAGCUGUCGACAGCACGCAAAUCUCUCAGUACAUUGUCCAGCACCUCCAAUGGUAAUGUCUCUAUGGCGGGACGAGGUGGUGGUGGUGUGGCUAUAUCAUCGGGUGGCAUCGGUGGCCUAAGUCGUAGUGCCACAAUGCCGCAUAUAGCGAAUCUGAAUCUACUCGAUGAGAGUAAUGUGGAAGAUGCAUUCGAACAGCUCAUGAUGGGCCAACAAACGCAAAGCUCAACGACCAGCGAACGCACUGCGACCAAGUCAAAGGAUGGCGGAUCCACUGUCACCACCACAACAACAAAAGUUACCACACGCACUGUGAGUGGUAGUGCCGCCGCGACCUCAAAGAAUAUAUCACCUUUGGCCAAGUUCAAGCAGCUGGAUAAGCAGGCCGCUGCCCAGCAGGCACAAAAAUCAUCUCCAACAACAAGCACACCCACGACCCCAGGCGGUUCAGCACAACCGUUAUUCAAAUUUACCGAUCCGGCAUUAAAUGCGCGCGCCGCCACUGUCAAGGAUCAACUUCUGCAGUGGUGUCAGCACAAAACGCAGGAAUAUGAGAACGUCCAAAUAAGCAACUUUAGUUCGAGCUGGUCAGACGGCUUGGCCUUCUGCGCUCUGAUACAUCAUUUCUUGCCAGAUGCAUUUGAUUAUAAUAAACUAACCAAACAAACUCGACGACAAAACUUUGAGCUGGCCUUUAGCAUAGCUGACGAAAAAGCAGGCAUUGCCCCAUUGCUGGAUGUUGAGGAUAUGGUGGAGAUGAGUCGUCCCGAUUGGAAAUGCGUAUUUGUCUAUGUUCAAAGUAUUUAUCGUCGUUUUCGCAAUUGUCAGUGAGGUGUAGACCCCUCCCCUCCCCCACAACUACUCAAUCCCCGCCCCAAACUAUUAUCGGCAAGCAGUUGUUUUAAAGCAUUUCGUGUUUAACCUCAAACACGCAACCUAACUACAUACAUAUAUAUACAUAUAUCUUUAUAUUUUACUACAUACAUAUAU
Molecule: messenger RNA, 15241 nt
Organism: Drosophila willistoni
Lineage: Eukaryota; Metazoa; Arthropoda; Insecta; Diptera; Drosophilidae
Product: microtubule-associated protein futsch
Exons: 16
Coding region: 20-15082 (5020 amino acids)
Biological process (GO): actin cytoskeleton organization
Cellular component (GO): filamentous actin; microtubule organizing center
Molecular function (GO): protein binding
Source: RefSeq, a predicted model, not a curated record